Molecule: messenger RNA, 517 nt
Organism: Paramecium primaurelia
Lineage: Eukaryota; Ciliophora; Oligohymenophorea; Peniculida; Parameciidae
Source: the annotation of a GenBank genome assembly
AAAUUAUUCAGGUUAAUACUAAUCGAUGGACGAAGAGAAAAAAUAAUAUAGCAAAAUCAAUAAAGAGAUUAGACAAGAAAUUAUUGAUAAAAUCUGCUUAUAAAAAAAACCAUUAUUAGAGGUAAUUCGAUAAUUUUAAAUAUUUAAAAAGGUUGCUUAAGAAUACUCUUUAUUGGCAUCUACGUGUAAGUCUAUCGUUAACACUUACAUGAAAGAAGGCAGAGUUGGUAAAAAAGAAUCAAGAAUUCGUAAAUUAAAAAAAGUAGUAACAACAUACCACAUUAUUUUAAAUCCUCUAUAACCACUACUCUCUUAAGUUUAAAUAUAAAAAAAUGUUGAAAAUUGUGUUGAGCAAUCAUAAAAAAGUCGAAAUGAAACAGAAGAGGUUUAAGAAGAGAAUAAUAAAGAAUUAUAAUCUUUAGAUUAAUCAAUAUAAUAAUGGACUUAAUCUUUAUUAACCUAAAUCUAAUCAUUAAACCAAUAGUAUAAGGAUCCAUAAUAUAUUCGUUAAAAUUGA